UCACCAGAGAUCCCUGCGCUUCACAUGACCCUAAUCUGCCUAAUUACAUUAUGGUUGCUAAAACCUUCUCCAACUGCAGCGUCACUGCCUUUGACAAGGUGGCACGGACACUUCAAACACAGACGACACAAAGCUCAUUCUCCUGCACAACAGGGAAACAUUCAACAUCAAGUCAACCAGGAGAUGUUUGCCAAACCUGGGGCCCCCCAGCAAGACAAAAUGUUGACCAUCCAGGUUAAAAAUACCAUGCUGCAUCUGAAUGGCCAAAACCUCCGACUGGAAGCUAAAAAUGGCCGCAAUUCAAAAACACCUGGCCUCCAUCUGUCAGCAGCACAUGGAAAGGAAGCAGUGGGUCAGCUUACUGGCUGCUUGCUGACCCAGGAGGGCACGGCACAGUUGGACUUGUUUCAGCUCAAGUCACCCAGGCCUGAGUUAGAGAGGGAGGGCGAGAAUCAACCGCAGAGGCGCCCUCUGAAGCUGGCCCCUCUGCAGCUGACAGAGGAAGUGAAGGAGGCGCAGAGGCAGAAACUGAAGUUCAUCCAGCAGGAGGUCAAACCAGGGUCCUGUAAACUGGAUGGAACAGUGAAUGAGCCCUGCACGAGGAAGGUGAAGUCCUGUGUAAGGCAGGGUUUGGUGAAAUCUGCAGAAUGCCCCUCUGCUUGUAUCGCUCCUCUCAAAGCCCAACAGCAGAACAGAUUCCCAAGGCCCCAGCUGAUCCGCACCAACCCCACUGAGCAGACUGGAAGCAGACUUCUGGACGACGUGGUGUGUCACGGUACCCCAGCUCCUUUGUGCAGCAAGCCUGCCCCUCCUUCACUGUCAUCCCGAGUGAGAGCACGAGCCGCAUGUGGCACAGAGGCGGUAAGACAAAACCCCAAAACAGUCCAGCAGGAGACUGGGACGAGACGGCUGAGACUGAGGAGGGCAAAGUGCCUUGAAGAGGAUCAGUGCAAUUCAAACAUGUCAACAGUUGGAUUAUGUGCAGAUAAAAUCAAGCUGGCCCAAGGUGUUCAAGGCAAAGGGCAGGGGGCAGAGAGGGCUCUGAAAGGCCAGCUGCAUCCUGGAAGAGGUAUCAGAGAGCCUCUUGCAGAAUGUGGAAGCACCCGUAAGAACCAUCAAGAGGACUGCAGUCAGCAAUCUGCGAGGUGCACCCUGAACCGACAGUCGGCUGAUGGUGGGAGCAGCGAACAUGGACUGGAGGGAGUUAAGCUAAGUGCUGCCAACUGGAGAUUAAAGAGGAAAAAACCCUUGAUCACAAAACACAACAAUGCAGUCCCUCUGGAACGGAUCCAGCUGUAACCGCAGUCAUCUCCCACUCUCGCAGCUCAGACUCUGUUACAUGAUGUCAUACUUAGAGACGUCACUAGAAGAGCCAUAUACUACUAGUUAUUGAACAGACAUAUAAAGGACACUUAGUCUCAACAAUCUGCUUAGCUUCUGGCAAAUCAUAUGAGGGAAUCACAUCCCAUUUCUGACCUCCUGCUGUGCAGAAUAAGUCUCAUAGAGAGCUCAAAUAUCUUUGGUGUA
Messenger RNA from Notolabrus celidotus (New Zealand spotty), 1527 nucleotides. RefSeq lists its product as uncharacterized. The transcript has 2 exons. Lineage: Eukaryota; Metazoa; Chordata; Actinopteri; Labriformes; Labridae. Bases 25 to 1299 code for a protein of 424 amino acids. The record is from RefSeq and is a predicted model, not a curated record.